AAACCAAGAACAGAGAGAGAGAGAGAGGGUGACAUCAAGAAAGAGAGACAAAGAAGAAGCACCAACGUUUCAGCCAAUGACAGAGAACAUGUUUCCGUUGUGCUGUGAGUAGAUGUCUCAGCUCUGUUGACCCAGAGGAUGUGGGACUGCUGUGCUGCUGAGAUGUGCGCAUAAAUAUUGCAAAACAAUGGCGGGAGCAGGUUCAGGAGCCUCCAGGAGCCCGAAAUUGAACUCCCAGCCCCCUACCAGUGGAGACCGGCGGCUGGUGGAUAAGGUCCUUAAAAGACUGGAUAAGCUCCACGACCUGUCCACUAACCCCCGGCUGGGCCUGAGGAACAGUCCGCCGUACCUGCCAGACCUGGUAUCUGAGACGACAAUGCUGCUCACACAGGUUUGGGAGCCCUACGGAGUCUCUAGGCCAGCAGGCGGCCAGUUGCCGCGCGGAGACGAGGCCAAGUACCUGAGGGUCCAUGUCAGAAACCUGCUGGAUAAGACGGACAGGGCCAUGCUACUGUUUAAAGAGGGACGGGAGAAGAUAUUUGAGGAGACAUCCAGCUACAGGAGGAACUUGACCAAACUGUCCUUGCUGUUCAGUCACAUGCUCUGGGAGCUGAAGGCCAUGUUUCCAGGGGGAAGUUUUCAGGGUGACUCCUACAGGGUGACUAAGACAGAGGCUGAUGAGUUUUGGAGGCAUUCAUUUGGCAGCAAGUGUAUAGUGCAGUGGAAUAGUUUUAAAGAGCAGCUGCGGAGUGUACAUGCAUUUGAGGAAGGGAUGGAGUCCAUGGCUCUGAAGUCAACUAUAGAUCUCACUUGUAAUGACCACAUCUCUGUGUUUGAGUUUGACAUCUUCACUAGACUGUUUCAGCCCUGGAGGUCACUCAUAAGGAACUGGAACCAGCUAGCAGUGACUCAUUCAGGCUACAUGGCCUUCCUCACCUAUGACCAGGUUGUAGCUCGUCUGGAACACUACCUGCAUAGACCUGGGAGCUAUAUUUUUCGUCUGAGCUGCACAAGAAUGGGCCAGUGGGCUAUUGGUCAUGUGACCACUGAAGGUAGCAUCGUCCAGACCAUCCCCCAGAAUACGCCUAUCUACCAGGCACUCAUUCAGGGCUUCAAGGAAGGCUGCUACCUGUACCCAGAUGGCCGUGAUGUGAACCCUGACCUGACGAGCUUGUGUGAACCGGCCCAUAGAGGCAAAAUCAAAGUUACAGAAGAGCAGUAUGAGCUUUACUGUGAGAUCGGCAGCACCUUCCAGCUGUGUAAGAUCUGCGCAGAGAGGGAUAAGGACACUCGUAUCCAGCCCUGUGGGCAUCUACUGUGCCAACCCUGCCUCAGAGGCUGGCAGCAGAAGUCAGCUGGCCACACCUGCCCAUACUGUCGCUGCGACAUCAGAGGAACAGAGUCCAUCCUCGUUGAGCCUUACCUGUCAGGCAGCGGCCAGUGGGAGGAGGAGGAGGGUGAGGACGACAACGCAGAGGAGGAGGACCAUGAGGACAUUGAACUGAUGGUAAAGGAAAUGGCUGCCCUGAGGAAGUUCUCAAGUUUGGAUUACCAGGUUCCCAGCUCCAUCAGCGCUCCACCUCUGCCCCCUAAAACCAACACAGCCCCACCAUGUCCAUAUCCCUCCAGCCAAUCACAGACAUCAGAAACCCAGACGCCAGCCAAACACUCUCACUCCCGUUUGCCGGCUCACAGUGGUAAUGAAGCACGUAGAAGACACAAACAACAAACAAACAUGAACAGGUGGCAGGGAGAGGAAUCAAACAGCAGUGAGGAGGAGAACUCUAGUGGGUUGAGGCUGCCUCAGUCAUACCCACUCUCCCACAGUGCUGAAUUCCUCACCGAAGCAAAGUUUUCUUCUUCCUCUCCGAGGGGUGUCAACAGUGGAGCAGCAUGGCUCGGACCCUCUAGCCCAGUCAAACAGAGACAAAGACAAAAAGAGAGGGAGGAGAGGAGAGCAGGGCUCAGAAAAGACAAAUGUGGCCUGGCAGCGAUGACGAGAACAAUGUCAUCCUGACAGAAGAAAAACCUCUGCCAUUUAAAGACUCUUUAAAUAAAGUGAGAAAUACUUAGCGGCUAAAAUAUCUUCAUUCCAGAAAUCAGCCCUCAGUGAAUGUAAAAAUAGUUUUUGUGGUCACAGCUAACUGUAAAUGACACUGUCCUGCUUAAAUUGAGAUGAGUAGGUGGAACUGACAGGAAAAUUGCUCACCGAGGCCUCCUACUGUUCAAUAAUCACACUGCCAUUAUCUCCACAGCAGGUUCAGUACUGAUUCCUAAAUAUAGCUUUGAACACUGUCUACUUUAUAAUAUAAGCAUUUUAUGAGCUUCCAUGAAAUAAUAGAAAUUAAUGAAAGGCUUGAUAUUUGAAAAUGUAAUUAUAUGGACAAAUGAAGAGGGGCAAUUACAUAUCUAGGGUUAAUAUAUGAAACAAUAGAAAUAUGCUACCUCGUCAUUUAACCCAUCCCACAGGUUUGUUCUUAUAAAGAACAUAAGUUAUAUGAGUAAAAGGCCUUUAUAACUCCAUCAAACAAUCUUAUAUGGUACAAAAAUCAAAUAAAUAAACUUGUAACUGACAUAUACUCAA
Messenger RNA from Siniperca chuatsi (mandarin fish), 2584 nucleotides. RefSeq names its product Cbl proto-oncogene C, E3 ubiquitin protein ligase (gene cblc). Gene Ontology annotation, molecular function: calcium ion binding; receptor tyrosine kinase binding; SH3 domain binding. The coding region runs from base 188 to 2017 and encodes 609 amino acids. The transcript has 14 exons. The record is from RefSeq and is a predicted model, not a curated record. Lineage: Eukaryota; Metazoa; Chordata; Actinopteri; Centrarchiformes; Sinipercidae. Gene Ontology annotation, cellular component: membrane raft; plasma membrane. Gene Ontology annotation, biological process: cell surface receptor signaling pathway; negative regulation of epidermal growth factor-activated receptor activity.